AUGGUGGCAGGUGGACCUGGCAGGUUUCUACAGAGUCAGGAGGGGGUUAUUGGUAGGGUACGAGUUGGUCCGAACGAGAACUCGACGCAGAAUGACCAGUGCGGACAGACUUUCCUACUCGGCUCUUCGUGGCCCGGAUUGCUAAUUGCGUCUUGCGAACAGCCUUUAUUCGGCCGUUAUGUGUCAAUAGAGAUUGUGGGGCCAAUCGUCAGCCUGUGCGAGGUAGAGGUCUAUGUUACAGAUAUCUGCUGUGACGAUACCGUAAAACUGAAGAACGGCCAGGUCAAUGCUACCGACGGCUACUGCUCUAAGAGCGACAUCCAGUUCUCUUGUGACACUGGGUACGAGCUAGUCGGCAACCCUGCCACCUGCCAAAAGGACGGGAGUUGGGACCGAGAAUUUCCGACUUGCCAACGGACCUGCUGUGACAACACAACCAGGAUAAAGAACGGCCAGAUUACAGUUAAUGAAGACUACUGCUCUGGGAAUUCUAUCGAGUUCACUUGUGACACUGGAUAUGAGCUUGUCGGCAGCCGCUUCGCUGUCUGUCGGGACAAAAAUUGGGACAGGGAGAUUCCGACAUGCCGACGUAUCCGCUGUGACAAUACCACCGACAUCAUGAACGGCCGAGUCAAUGCUACUGACGGUUACUGCUAA
Messenger RNA from Branchiostoma belcheri (Belcher's lancelet), 657 nucleotides. RefSeq names its product C4b-binding protein alpha chain-like. The record is from RefSeq and is a predicted model, not a curated record. Lineage: Eukaryota; Metazoa; Chordata; Leptocardii; Amphioxiformes; Branchiostomatidae. The transcript is spliced from 5 exons. The coding region runs from base 1 to 657 and encodes 218 amino acids.